Messenger RNA from Grammomys surdaster, 2252 nucleotides. It is a transcript of the gene Nars2, whose product is annotated as asparaginyl-tRNA synthetase 2, mitochondrial. The transcript is spliced from 14 exons. Gene Ontology annotation, cellular component: mitochondrion. Lineage: Eukaryota; Metazoa; Chordata; Mammalia; Rodentia; Muridae. Gene Ontology annotation, molecular function: nucleic acid binding; ATP binding; asparagine-tRNA ligase activity. Bases 1 to 1434 code for a protein of 477 amino acids. Gene Ontology annotation, biological process: asparaginyl-tRNA aminoacylation. The record is from RefSeq and is a predicted model, not a curated record.
AUGCUCGGGACCCGGCGCCUACUCGGCGCGCUGCGCCUCUGUUCCUCCGUUUCCUGCCCCAGGCCCCGCGCGUCUGCCAAAAUGCGCGUGCGGGAUGCCCUCGGGGUCCAGGACGCGAGUGGGGAGUGCGUAACGGUGCAGGGAUGGAUCCGGUCAGUCAGAUCUCAGAAGGAAGUUUUGUUCCUGCAUAUAAAUGAUGGGUCUUCUUUGGAAAGUCUUCAGGUUGUUGCUGGUUCAAGCUUUGACAGUAGAGAAUUGGCUUUUGGGAGUUCUGUGCAAGUUCAAGGGCAGCUGGUCAAAAGUCUGUCCAAGAGGCAAAAUGUGGAACUGAAGGCAGAAAAGAUUGAAGUUAUUGGAAAAUGUGAAGCCAAGGAAUUCCCUAUAAAGUAUAAGGAGAGACAUCCUCUGGAGUACCUGAGACAGUAUCCUCACCUGAGGUGUAGGACUAAUGCUCUGGGUUCUAUAUUGAGGGUCCGCAGUGAAGCCACAGCUGCUAUUCAUUCUUACUUUAAGGACAAUGGCUUUGUGCACAUUCAUACCCCAGUACUCACAUCCAAUGACUGUGAGGGUGCCGGAGAGCUUUUUCAAGUGGAGCCUUCAAGCAAAAUAAAGGUACCCGAGGAGAAUUUCUUUGAUGUUCCUGCUUUCUUAACUGUCUCAGGACAACUUCACCUAGAAGUGAUGUCAGGAGCUUUUACCCAAGUAUUUACCUUUGGUCCAACAUUCCGAGCUGAGAAUUCUCAGAGCCGGAGACACCUGGCUGAAUUUUAUAUGGUUGAAGCAGAGAUUUCUUUUGUUGAAAGCCUUCAGGAUCUCAUGCAAGUCAUGGAGGAACUCUUCAAGGCAACCACUGAGAUGGUUCUCUCACACUGUCCUGAAGAUGUUGAACUGUGUCACCAAUUCAUAGCUUCUGGCCAGAAGGGCAGACUAGAACAUAUGCUAAAAAACAACUUCAUAAUCAUUUCUUAUACGGAAGCAAUUGAGAUCUUAAAGCAAGCAUCCCAGAACUUCACCUUUACACCCAAGUGGGGUGUUGAUCUACAAACUGAACAUGAGAAGUAUCUGGUGAGACACUGUGGCAACACACCAGUCUUUGUCAUUAACUAUCCAUCAGAACUCAAGCCCUUCUACAUGCGGGAGAAUGAAGAUGGUCCUCGGCAUACAGUUGCUGCUGUAGAUCUUCUAGUUCCUGGAGUUGGGGAGCUCUUUGGAGGUAGCCUCAGGGAGGAACGGUACCACAUCCUAGAGCAGCGACUAACAAGAUCAGGACUUACAAAAGCUUACCAGUGGUACCUGGACCUUCGCAAGUUUGGAUCUGUGCCACAUGGAGGCUUCGGGAUGGGAUUUGAACGCUACUUACAGUGCAUCCUAGGAGUUGACAAUAUCAAAGAUGUCAUCCCUUUUCCAAGAUUUACUCAUUCGUGUCUUUUGUAGCUGAAAGAUUGUUUAAUGGAAAGUGCUCUAUCACCAAGACUCUGCACAUGAGUGUGUAUAGAGAAGGCUGGCUGUUUGCAUUCUGGAAAUGUGGAUUUCAGUGCACAAUUCUUGUGCUAUGAAAAAUACAAAUGGAUUUGAUCAUCAAAGGCUUUUCAUGGACAGCUAAACUCCCCCAAAGAGAAAUACUUUCUCAAGUGGACUUUAAAAUAUGUUACCUCAAUUAGGAAAAAAAAAGGUGUAGUAGCUGGGCAUGUUGUCCAGCUCCUGGAGAAGCUGGUACAGGAGAGAAACUUGAGCCUGGAUAGCAUCUUAAGAAAGAAGAGAGGAAGAUGUGGAAGUGUAGGGUCUCAGAGUUCCUCAGGGACUCGGACCUGAUGGACAUGACUCACCUUGCUUAGACUCUCAUUGGUAGCUUACGUCCCUUUGGUUUUUUGUUUGUUUGGUUGGUUGGUUGGUUUUUUUGUUUUGUUUUGUUUUUAAACAACUAGUGGCUAAAAAAUAAGGUGACAUUGACCCUUUUCUCCCUUGGCAUUUAAACUUACGCAGUGCCAAUCUUAUUCUCGGUGCUUUACUCAACUUUAUAGAAGAAAAUACUCCUUUUCAAAGUCUAAAUCGAUUAAUGAAGUGGCUGUUCUGAAUUGAAACAUUCAUCAUUGUGUGGUGAAAAAAAUCACAUUUAAUAACUGUUGCUCUUUAGCUUUAAAAGUUAAAAAGCUAACAUUAAUCAUUUAAACUUGUUAAUCAUUGUUCUAGUUCAUUUAUAUUAGAUGUUUAUAAAUAUUCUAAUAGUCAUUAAAAUGUUUUUUUUAAGUUGA